AUGGGACACUCACGACGUCCUGCUGGCGGAGAGAAGAAGAGUCGAGGCUUCGGUCGGUCCAAGGCGGCUGCCGAUGUGGGCGAUGGGCGACAAACGGGGGGCAAGCCUCAGGUGAAGAAGGCCACUUUCGAGAGCACAAAGAAGAAGGAAAUUGGUGUUUCAGAUCUUACAUUGUUGAGCAAAAUCUCGAACGAGGCUAUCAAUGACAACCUGAAGCUGCGCUUUGAACAUGACGAGAUCUAUACAUAUAUCGGCCACGUGUUGGUGUCCGUCAACCCUUUCCAAGACCUGGGUAUCUACACCGACAAUGUUCUCCAGUCUUAUCGAGGUAAAAAUCGACUCGAAGUGCCCCCCCACGUUUUCGCGGUCGCAGAAUCAGCCUACUACAACAUGAAAUCUUACAAGGAUAACCAGUGCGUGAUUAUCUCAGGAGAGUCGGGUGCAGGAAAGACGGAAGCUGCGAAGCGGAUUAUGCAGUACAUCGCCAGUGUAUCCGGAGGCACUGAUUCGUCCAUCCAGCAUACCAAGGAGAUGGUGCUAGCUACCAACCCGUUGCUCGAGUCGUUCGGCAAUGCGAAGACCCUGCGCAAUAACAACUCCUCCCGGUUUGGAAAGUAUCUCGAACUGGAGUUCAACACAAACGGUGAACCAGUGGGUGCCAAUAUCACCAACUACUUGCUGGAGAAAUCCAGAGUAGUAGGACAAAUCACAAACGAGCGAAACUUCCACAUUUUCUACCAAUUUACCAAAGCGGCGCCGCAGAAAUAUAGAGAUUUGUUCGGCAUACAGCAACCGCAGUCAUACCUCUACACCAGCCGAUCGAAAUGUUAUGACGUCCCUGGCGUUGACGAUUCUGCUGAGUUCCGCGAUACUUUGAAUGCGAUGAACGUGAUUGGCAUGACGGAGGGUGAGCAGGAUGAUGUCUUCCGUAUGCUGGCUGCGAUCUUGUGGAUCGGCAAUGUUCAAUUUGCAGAAGACGAUUCCGGGAACGCCGUUAUUACGGAUCAGUCAGUGGUUGACUAUGUUGCGUACCUCCUGGAGGUUGAUGCUGCUCAGGUGAACAAAGCCUUUACCAUUCGGGUGAUGGAAACUGCUCGCGGGGGUCGCAGAGGGUCAGUCUAUGAGGUUCCACUCAAUACUGUCCAAGCUCUUGCUGUCCGUGACGCGUUGGCCAAAGCAAUCUACUUCAACCUGUUUGACUGGAUUGUGCAGCGUGUCAACGCCUCCCUGACUGCCAGAGGGGAGGUUGCGAACUCGAUUGGUAUUCUGGAUAUUUAUGGCUUCGAGAUCUUCGAGAAGAACUCCUUCGAGCAACUCUGUAUCAACUAUGUCAACGAGAAGUUGCAGCAAAUCUUCAUUCAAUUGACUCUCAAGGCUGAGCAGGAUGAAUACGCUCGCGAGCAGAUUCAGUGGACUCCCAUCAAAUACUUUGACAACAAGGUUGUGUGCUCGUUGAUUGAAGACAAACGUCCACCUGGUGUAUUUGCUGCUCUAAACGAUGCCUGUGCAACAGCGCACGCUGAUUCCAGCGCUGCAGAUAACACCUUCGUCGGACGACUCAACUUCUUGUCUCAAAAUCCCAACUUUGAGAACCGCCAGGGGCAGUUCAUUGUCAAGCAUUACGCUGGUGAUGUCAGCUACGCCGUGGCUGGAAUGACAGACAAGAACAAGGACCAGUUGCUGAAAGACCUUCUGAAUCUGGUCGGAACAAGCGGCAACCAAUUCGUCCAUACGCUCUUCCCCGAGCAAGUCAAUCAGGAUGACAAGAGACGUCCACCCACCGCCAGCGACAAGAUCAAGGCCUCGGCCAACGACCUGGUGGCAACCUUGAUGAAGGCCCAGCCCUCGUAUAUUCGGACAAUCAAGCCGAACGAUAACAAGGCGCCUAAGGAGUACAACGUCGGAAACGUUCUGCAUCAGAUUAAAUACCUUGGAUUGCAGGAGAACGUUCGGAUCAGACGUGCUGGUUUUGCUUACCGUCAGACAUUCGACAAGUUCGUGGAGCGUUUCUACCUUUUGUCGCCUAAGACGUCCUAUGCAGGUGAUUACACAUGGACAGGGGACGCCGAAUCUGGCGCUCGUCAGAUUCUGAAGGAUACCAGCAUACCCGCCGAAGAGUACCAGAUGGGAAUCACAAAGGUGUUUGUCAAGACUCCAGAGACGUUGUUUGCUUUGGAAGCCAUGCGUGACCGUUACUGGCACAACAUGGCCAUCCGAAUCCAGCGUGCGUGGCGAAACUACCUUCGCUAUCGUACUGAGUGUGCUAUACGCAUUCAGCGCUUCUGGCGUCGCACCACUGGCGGUCUCGAGUUCAUUAAGCUGCGCGAUCAGGGACAUCAGCUGCUCAACGGGCGUAAGGAGCGUCGUCGGAUGAGUCUGCUCGGUUCCCGCAGAUUUCUUGGUGAUUAUAUCGGGGUGGGCAAUAAAGGUGGACCCGGCGAGAUGGUCCGUAACGGUGCAGGCAUCAGCGGAUCAGAGGAUAUUCUCUUUUCAUGCCGUGGCGAGGUUCUGGUUUCGAAAUUUGGUCGGUCCAGCAAGCCUGCUCCUCGUAUACUAGUCUUGACCAACCGCCACGUAUACAUCAUAGCGCAAAACCUGGUCAACAAUCAGCUGGUCAUCUCGUCCGAAAGGACGAUUCCAAUCGGCGCCAUUAAGGCUGUCAGUGCCUCGAACUUGAAAGAUGACUGGUUUUCAAUUGUGGUUGGCAGUCCACAAGAGCCUGACCCUCUUGUCAACUGCGUGUUCAAGACGGAAUUUUUUACCCACCUGAACAACACGCUGCACGGACAAUUAAACUUGAAGAUUGCCGACCACAUCGAGUACAACAAGAAGCCGGGUAAAUUGGCCACCGUCAAGGUCGUCAAGGAUCCUGCUGUUGCCCGAGAUGACAGCUACAAGAGUGGUACUAUUCACACCGGUCCUGGAGAGCCUGCCAACUCGGUUUCCAAGCCAACCCCGAGGCCCAAGCAAGUCAGUGCGCGUCCGGUCACCAAAGGGAAGCUGCUCCGUCCUGGUGGCCCAGGAGGAGGACCUUCCAAGCUGGCGGCCAGACCGACUCCUGCAGCUCAACCCCUGCCCCGUGCCACACCGCAGCCUGCUGCACCUCAGCCAGCUGCCAGGGCUGUUCCUCAACCUGUUGCUGCCGUUGCUGCUUCUCACACUCGCACCGGUUCAACAGCUUCAGUGAGGGCACCGCCUCCACCGCCACCCGCGGCUGCACCUGCUCCGAAGAAGCCGACCGCAAAGGUUUUGUACGACUUCAAUAGCCAGCAAUCCAACGAGCUGUCAAUCAAGGCUGGUGAGAUUGUGCAGAUUGUUUCCAAGGAAGGAAAUGGUUGGUGGCUGUGCAUGAACAUGACGACUUCGGCGCAGGGUUGGACACCAGAAGCAUAUCUCGAAGAGCAAGUCGCUCCGACACCGAAACCUGCUCCUCCGCCGCCGCCACCAGCAGCUCCGAGGUCGACCCCAGCACCGGCGACCAACGGUGCCGCCGCGGCAGCCAAGGCCAAGCCUGCACCUCCCGCGCCUCCAGCGAAACGACCGAACAUGGCGGCACGCAAGGCAGUGCCCACGCCACCACCGGCUCCUCGCGACAGCGCUGUAAGCAUGAACUCUCACGACUCGUCUGGGGGUAGCGGUCGUGGAACACCCAACAGUAUGUCCAACGCAAGCUUAGCCGGUGGUCUUGCAGAGGCACUGAGGGCACGACAACAUGCAAUGCAAGGAAAGCAGGAUGACGAUGACGACUGGUGA
Aspergillus fischeri NRRL 181 is the source of this 3753-nucleotide messenger RNA. RefSeq names its product class I myosin myoA. Gene Ontology annotation, biological process: actin filament organization; vesicle transport along actin filament; endocytosis. The record is from RefSeq and is a predicted model, not a curated record. Gene Ontology annotation, cellular component: plasma membrane; cytoplasm; cell tip. The transcript has 9 exons. Bases 1 to 3753 code for a protein of 1250 amino acids. Gene Ontology annotation, molecular function: actin filament binding; ATP binding; microfilament motor activity. NCBI's taxonomy places the organism in Eukaryota, Fungi, Ascomycota, Eurotiomycetes, Eurotiales, Aspergillaceae.